Molecule: messenger RNA, 615 nt
Organism: Meloidogyne enterolobii
Lineage: Eukaryota; Metazoa; Nematoda; Chromadorea; Rhabditida; Meloidogynidae
Source: the annotation of a GenBank genome assembly
AUGCAGUGGGGAUGGAAAAAUGAUUAUUUCCUUGGAGCCAACAAACGAUUAAAACAGAUGGUUGGUUGCUAUGCUGAAAUUCCAUUAAUACAUUCGGAUGUAUUCUCUGCUAUUUUUAAUCUCAAGCCUCAGGGAGAGGAAGAACGGGCCAAUCAAAUGAUACAACUGCUAAAUGAAUCUUUUAUCAAAAAUAAUUUAUCAAAACAUUAUCAAACAAUAGGGGAAGUAAAAAGAGAAUUUGGUAUUAAAGCCGAUGGAAAAUAUAAAGAAAUAGAAAUGAUGGAAGAAUUACUUAAAAAUAUUAAAAGAUUAUUUUCUGAAGAAACAUUUACUGAACAUUUACCUAACAGAAUUGAAAGAAUAAUGAGUAAAAUACUCAAUUUUAUGAGGCAAUUCGAAGAAGGAAGUCUUCGACGCAAAGAAUGGGCAGAGAGGAUGAAUACAAGAAAUAUGAGGCAUUUUUUUGAUGAAGACUUUUAUGAGAAUUGGUACAAUUUAAUUGUAAAGGACCUGGAAAAUGGAAUUAUUGGCACAAUCCAAAAAAUUGAACAAUUAAUUCCGCAACUUUACUCAAAUACAGUAAAUGGCACAGCCAUAAUGGUGAGGGUUUAUUGA